AUGUCAGGUCUUAAAUAUCAUUAUAAAGCUGGGAAAUAUAAUAUUGACGAUUUAUCCUCAGAAGAAUUUUCAAAUUCCUUUCCUGUUAAUACAACACCUGCAUCCAAACAUGCUCUUGAUGGUUCUAACUCAGGGGAACAAGAAGAAACUGUUAUUCAAGAAAAUAUUUUGCAUUCAAUUGCCAAAACCACUAAUACAUUCAGAAAUGUUGAAUUUCUUGCAUAUUAUAAGAAACUCAAGAAAAUAUGGAGAACCUGUGAAACAGAAUUGAAAUUACUACAUGAUAGGCUUUCUUCAGAAAGUGAGGAUAAAUAUUUAAGUAAAAAGUCGCUUCAAUAUUUAUCAUUGUUUGAUCAGAAUAGCGAAGCUUAUUCAGAUAGUGAAGAGGUCAAAGAUGAAAUUAUUUCAGAGAUGAAAAAAGAAGUCUGCAAUUUGGAUGGGCUAAUAGCAAAAUUUCAAUAUCUAUCUCAUGCUCUUCCUAUCUCACUAAAACAAUAUAAUGAAUUAUUAUAUCCAGAAAUUUAUAUCAUUAAAAGUAUAGCAAGCCAUCUAAGCACAAUUACAAAGAUGGAAAGAAUUACUGAUAACACUAUGGAAAGAUCAUGGACAGCCAUUAAUGGUUGUAAUAAGUCAGUAGAAGAGAUUACCGAAAUGAGUAAACCAAUGUUAAUACUGAUUGUUAGAGGACCUUCUGAAAAAUCUUCUGUAAUCAAAUGA
Messenger RNA from Entrophospora sp. SA101, 717 nucleotides. Lineage: Eukaryota; Fungi; Glomeromycota; Glomeromycetes; Entrophosporales; Entrophosporaceae. The record is from the annotation of a GenBank genome assembly.